AUGAACGUUAAGCUCGCGUAGUCGAAGUAUCUUCAAGCAGCUGGAAACAUCUAUAACUCCAAUACUAAGACUAACAAUGAUUAAAAAGAGAAAAUUGACCCCUUUGCAUAUAAUCAUAUUUGCGAUCACCCGGCCACUUAUUAAGUUAAGAAGAGACCAUUGAAAAAAGAGUAAUGGCAAUCAGUUACUGAUAUGUCUGGAAGGGGUUUUACAGCAAAUUAAUCCUCACUUGGAGGUAAAAAGCACGUUAGGAAUCAAUCAAAAAUUAAUCUAGACUAAGACAAUAGAUUCUUCGAUGAUAAUAAGAGGAUUUAUGAAACUUAUGGAACUUUAAGAAGGACCUAUUAGGGUGGAUAUUAGGAAUAAUCACAAGAAAAAUAAUUGACUUAAUCAGCUACUUAUUUACCAAAACCGACAUUCUUCCAUCAUAUAGAAAAUGAAUAGGUUAAGUAGCAGCAAAAUUAUCAAUAAGAAUUGAUGGCAUAAGGUGGCUAAUAAUUUUAUAGCAAACCAACAGAGGAAAUUAUUCAUGCUGAAAAUAAUAACAGCAAUCAUGUAGCAGUAAAUGACCCAUGUUUAAAUCAAAAUAUAAAUGAUCAACACAUAUAGCAAAUUGAGCAUAUAAAAACUGAAGCAACCUAAAUAAGCACACAUUAAGCUCAUUAAAGCUUAAAGAAAAGUAUUCCAAAGUAAAAAUCACCAGGCAAAGUAGUGAUUUUAAAGUAAUAGCUUAAUGAUUUAAAAAAGAAAAGUUAUACCCCUAAAAAUUAUUCUAAGAGACCUUAGUCAAGUAAAUAAUAGCAGACUGCUAAAUUUAACUAAUAGAUAUAAAAUAAUACCAACACCAAGAGAAGUGAUAAUUAAUAAUCGGCAGCUAUACAAGAUAACAAUGAAUGGACAUUAGGUAAGAGAAAUGACCUUGAAAAUGCUUUAAAAGAAUCUCACAAGAACAAUGAAGUAGUAUCAGUUAAUUAAGAAAUUCCUGAUUCUACAUUACCAUAAGCAGAUGAGAAGUCCAUACAAAAUAGAAAUAAUGAAAUAAAAGCUGAAGAAAAUUAAUAAGCAAUUUCUUAAUAGCAGUAGUAGACAUAAUCUUCCAGGGGCUUCAAGAAAAGUGGGAAAUAAUAAAAACCAGAUGAGGAAAAUAUUUGGCAAAGUUCUUAUAAUUCAAGCUAUAAACCUUUUAAGACUGAGGUUUACACUGUUAAUUUUAGAGAUCCACAGAGGAAGAUGGUCUUGGGGCCAUUUACAGCUGCUUGA
Messenger RNA from Stylonychia lemnae, 1260 nucleotides. NCBI's taxonomy places the organism in Eukaryota, Ciliophora, Spirotrichea, Sporadotrichida, Oxytrichidae. The record is from the annotation of a GenBank genome assembly.